GCUAUUUUAUAUAUUUUUUAAUUACUUUGUUGUAAUCCAUGACAUCUACAACAUUGUCACGGUCUGCUGACGGUGCUACCCAAGGUUGGGUUUAGAACCUAUGUUCUCCAGGUAAAGUUAAAAUGUAUCGUUCCAAAUGGCAGUCCUCCAGCAUCCCAUAAUUCUUGUGUUUAUACUGUCAUCCAGUCAAAAAUGGCGGACACCAGUAACAGUACCUCACAAUCACCUGGAUUUACAGAUAAAUUAAAAUCAUGGCUUUCCUGGUCAUGGACGUACAUAUGGGCUAUUUGGUUCGCCAUGGUCUUAGUUCUGAUCUACGUGCUGCGGAGCCCACUGAAGCUCCAGGAAACUCUUGCCACAGCUUCUGUCUUCCUGAACACACUGACGCCUAAAUUCUAUGUGGCACUCACUGGGACCUCGUCGCUUAUUUCUGGCCUCAUUUUGAUAUUUGAAUGGUGGUACUUCCGGAAGUACGGUACUUCAUUCAUUGAACAAGUGUCUGUAAGUCACUUGCGCCCUCUGCUGGGUGGUGUGGAGAACAGUAGUUCAGCCGGUCUGUUCUCCUCUGUGAAUGGAGACGCGGAGCCAAGACCCAGCGUGUCGGAAUGCAAAGUGUGGAGGAACCCAUUAAAUUUAUUCAGAGGAUCAGAGUACAGCAGGUAUACCUGGGUGACAGGAAAGGAGCCGUUGACGUAUUACGACAUGAACCUGUCGGCACAGGACCACCAGACCUUCUUCACCUGCGACACGCAGCAGCUCAAGCCAGAGGACGCUGUGAUGCAGAAGGCGUGGAGGGAGAGGAACCCACAGGCGCGGAUCAAAGCUGCGUAUCAGGCCAUUGAGCUGAACAAUGAGUGUGCCACAGCGUACGUUCUCCUGGCCGAGGAGGAGGCCACCACCAUCACAGAGGCCGAGAGGCUCUUCAGACAGGCUCUGAGGAGUGCCGGCAAGGACACCAACGUGCUGGUGUACAUCAAGCGCAGAUUAGCCAUGUGCGCUCGCAAGCUGGGGCGGGUCAAAGAGGCCGUGAAGAUGAUGAGAGACUUAAUGAAGGAAUUCCCGCUCCUGGGAAUGUUAAAUAUUCACGAAAACCUGCUGGAGGCCCUCUUAGAGAUGCAGGCGUACGCGGACGUGCAGGCGGUGCUGGCCAAAUAUGACGAUAUAAGCCUGCCGAAGUCUGCCACGAUAUGCUACACAUCGGCCCUGCUGAAAGCACGAGCUGUAUCAGACAAGUUCUCGCCGGAAGCGGCGUCGAGACGAGGCCUGAGCACGGCGGAGAUGAACGCGGUGGAGGCCAUCCACAGAGCGGUGGAGUUCAACCCGCAUGUGCCAAAGUAUUUAUUAGAAAUGAAGAGCCUGAUCCUGCCUCCGGAGCACAUCCUGAAGCGGGGGGACAGCGAGGCGGUGGCCUACGCCUUCUUCCACCUGCAGCACUGGAAGAGGGUGGAGGGGGCCCUCAACCUGCUGCACUGCACCUGGGAGGGAACCUUCCGGAUGAUUCCGUACCCUUUAGAAAAGGGACACCUGUUUUACCCAUAUCCUGGCUGCACAGAGACAGCAGACCGGGAGCUGCUGCCCUCGUUCCAUGAGGUGUCGGUGUACCCCAAAAAGGAGCUCCCCUUCUUCAUUCUCUUCACCGCGGGCCUCUGCUCCUUCACCGCCAUGCUGGCCAUGCUCACACACCAGUUCCCCGAGCUCAUGGGCGUCUUCGCCAAAGCCUUCUUCAGCACCCUGUUCGCUCCCCUGGGCUUCGUCAUGGACAAGAUGGAGAGCUUCAUGCCGUCCAGUUUCUGGCAUCAGCUGACUCGAAUCUGACCCCCCCCCCCCCCCCAAGCCCCCUACCACCUCCACCCCAGUGCAUUCUGGGACCUCCGCCUGCCCUCGGACCGAUGACGGGUUGCCACUUCUGUCUUCCCCCGAGUGAUACUGCACCCAGCGCUGCCCCAACACCACAUAAACACAUGAACCCACAUGUACCCAAACACACCCGUGUCCCGCCAUCCCGCCAGCAACAACACAGGCCUUCUCCAGACAGGACAGACACUUUUUGUUGUGUCAGAUUUUAAGGCAGAUUUAAAAUAUCAGGGGUGAAUCUUUUCUUUUUAAAAAAGCAGACAUUGCAAUUGAAUUGCAUCCGGAGACCCUAGAGAAAAUCGCGCGACUAGCAAAGACGUUUUAGCGCACUUUGGAGCGUGUGCAUUCGAAGUGUGUACGAACUGGCAAACUAAUGGUCCUCCGGCAGUUUGGAUUGGCUUGACGUCGCGUCAGCGUGGGAAUCGGGCUGGAAUGACGAUGCCGCUUCCGGUCGUGACGCAGGCCAAGAGGGCGGUGCUGCAGCAGCGGUGUGCAGGAGGCGUGAGCGAGCGCUGCUAUGCCCACGGCGGUCUGCAGGAGGCGUGAGCGAGCGCUGCUGUGCCCACGGCGGUGUGGGAGGAGCGGAUAGCGCGCUCUGGAUCUGCACGUCUCCAGAGCGGGGAGCGCGAGCGCGGGCGGCGUAGCGAGCGGCGUAGCUGAUUUACAGCCUCCCCUGCAGGCCCAGUGUAUAUACUGCUGUGUGUGUGUGUGUGUGUGUGUUGUUGUGUGUGUGUAUACUGCUGUGUGUGUGUGUGUGUACACUGCUGUGUGCGUGUGUGUGUGU
Molecule: messenger RNA, 2638 nt
Organism: Anguilla anguilla (European eel)
Lineage: Eukaryota; Metazoa; Chordata; Actinopteri; Anguilliformes; Anguillidae
Gene: st7l
Product: suppression of tumorigenicity 7 like
Exons: 15
Coding region: 193-1815 (540 amino acids)
Molecular function (GO): protein binding
Source: RefSeq, a predicted model, not a curated record